AUGGAUUCAACUUUCAUCAGAGUCUGCCUCCUCUUCAUCACCAUCAGCACUGCAGAUGGAUUCAAGGAAUAUUAUUUGUGGAACUGUGAGUUUAACUCCAGUAAACCGGAGGACAUCGAGUUCAUCCACUCCAACUAUUACAACAAGUUGGAGCUCACCAGGUUCACCAGCAGUUCAGGGAAGUUUGUUGGCUACACGGAGUUUGGAGUGAAGCAGGCGAACUACUUCAACAAUAAUCCUACGAUCAUGAGCGGGUGGAGGACUGCGAAGGAGAGAUACUGUGUUCACAACAUUGGUCUCUGGUACAGCAACAUUCUGGAUAAAUCAGAGGAGCCGAAGGUCAAACUGCGCUCCACGGCGCCCCCUCCUGGCCAGCACCCCGCCAUGCUGGUCUGCAGCGCCUACAACUUCUACCCCAAGAACAUCAAGAUGACCUGGUUCAGAGACGGACAGGAGGUCAAAGCCUCCGUCAGCUACACUGAUGAGCUGGCAGGGGGUAACUGGUACUACCAGUACCACUCCCACCUGGAGUACACGCCCCGGUCUGGUGAGAAGAUCUCCUGUGUGGUCCACCACGUCAGCCUGAAAGAAGCUCUGAAAAUUGACUGGGAUCCGUCCAUGCCUGACUCUGAGAGAAACAAGAUCGCCAUCGGAGCUUCAGGGCUGGUCCUGGGUCUGGUCUUGUCUCUGGCUGGAUUCAUCUACUACAAGAGGAAGGCCCGAGGACGUAUUCUGGUUCCCUCUGACCUCUGAGCUCCGAUCCUGGUCCUGGUCCUGGUCCUGGUCCAGGUCCUGGUCCAGCUGCUGCUUGAACCUGCUUCCUGUUUCCAGCUCAACCAUCUGGACCGGUCUAAACCUGAUCUGGGACUGUGAGCACGUCUGAACCUGGUCCAGAACUCUGGUGCAGGACUGGCAGCGGUCCUGGUCCUGGAUCAGGUCUGAUGUGGACUCUGGUGUGUGGGCUGCUCGUUAGGGAAACUGAUCCAGUUUGGUUUCACUCUGUAAUCUGCCUCCAAUCACAUGCACUCGUCUCUGAUUCACAGCUCUGAUCCGCCUUCAGGCACUUUUACUGGAAUUUACUCUGAAUCUCAAUAAACUUGAAGAAACCG
Messenger RNA from Cololabis saira (Pacific saury), 1109 nucleotides. Its product is annotated as H-2 class II histocompatibility antigen, E-S beta chain-like. Lineage: Eukaryota; Metazoa; Chordata; Actinopteri; Beloniformes; Belonidae. The record is from RefSeq and is a predicted model, not a curated record. Gene Ontology annotation, biological process: antigen processing and presentation of exogenous peptide antigen via MHC class II; peptide antigen assembly with MHC class II protein complex; immunoglobulin production involved in immunoglobulin-mediated immune response. The transcript is spliced from 7 exons. Bases 1 to 753 code for a protein of 250 amino acids. Gene Ontology annotation, molecular function: MHC class II protein complex binding. Gene Ontology annotation, cellular component: MHC class II protein complex; membrane.